This is a messenger RNA of Balaenoptera acutorostrata (minke whale), 9017 nucleotides long. It is a transcript of the gene AHDC1, whose product is annotated as AT-hook DNA binding motif containing 1. The transcript is spliced from 6 exons. The coding region runs from base 671 to 5725 and encodes 1684 amino acids. The record is from RefSeq and is a predicted model, not a curated record. NCBI's taxonomy places the organism in Eukaryota, Metazoa, Chordata, Mammalia, Artiodactyla, Balaenopteridae.
GGCGAGAGACGGAGGGAGGGAGCGAGCGAGGCAGACCAGACAGACAGACAGGCGGGCGGGCGGGCAAAGCGAGCCACCCGCCAGGCUGCGCUCAGCCCCGCUCGCAGCGGAGAGAGCAGAAGGCAGGAGGAGGGAGGGGAGGAGGGGGAGGGAGGGAGAGAGGGAAUCUAGCUACCACCACCCAAAGCCAGCGUCUGCUUUCUGUCCUCAUUUCCUUUUCCCACCCAGCUCUGAAAGCAGAGAAAGGCAGAGGGAGCGAGAGAUAGAGACAGUCAGAGAGACAGACAGACAGCCAGAGAGAGCAGGAGGGAGGAGGGCGGAGGAGGAGGAGCAGGAGGAGGACUACGCGGGGCGCGUUCCCUCCCAGCUGCCGAGCGCCCGCGUCGCUGCCGCGGCCGGAAGACAGACGCCCCCCAAAGCCCCUCGCCUGGCUCGGACCAACGGAGCCGGCAGCCCAGCACUCCGAUGGGAGCUUGCCUGCCUGUCUGCCAAUUGGCCUGGACCCCAGAGCCUGCCCAGCUAAGUGCGUGCAGAGUGCCCCGGCUUCGGGGCGACUCUCAGGCCACCGAAGAGACCACCCUGGAAUCACUGGCGAAGACAGGCCUUUCUUGCUGAGCUGGGCCUGUCUGCACAGCCUGCUCAGGAUCGGUAUGAAGAAUUAAAUGAAACGAUGCCUGGACAGCUUCCAGCCCAGUGCCUGGCGCGCAGUAGGUGCUCACUAAACCUGAGCUGCGGUGGUCCUUUCCAGGCGCUGUCCACGCCCCGAGGCCUGGGCUCAGGCCGAAGCUGCUCCACAGCACCCCCAGCUGACAGCCAGCGACUGGCAGAGCCCCCAGGCACGGGGGCCCUCUCUCUUUCAGGUCCUGGUCCCGGCUUCUCGCACCCUCAUGUCAGCCCCGGCCCCGCCCGGCGGCCCGCGGAGGACAAGGUCAGGAUGCGUGUGAAGCCCCAGGGCCUGGUGGUGACUUCCAGUGCCGUGUGCAGCUCUCCUGACUACCUCCGGGAGCCCAAGUACUACCCCGGCGGCCCCCCCACCCCCCGGCCCUUGCUUCCCGCCCGGCCCCCUGCCAGCCCACCCGACAAGGCCUUCGCCCACACCUUCUCCGAGAACCCGCGCCCACCCCCACGCCGGGACCCCAGCACCCGGCGCCCACCAGUCCUUGCCAAGGGGGACGACCCGCUGCCCCCGAGGGCGGCCCGUCCUGUCUCCCAGGCCCGCUGCCCCACCCCCGCGGGAGACGGCAGCAGCUCCCGACGGCGCUGGGACAACGGGCGGGUGAACCUGCGUCCAGUGGUCCAGCUGAUUGACAUCAUGAAGGACCUGACCCGGCUCUCCCAGGACCUGCAGCACAGCGGUGUGCACCUGGACUGCGGUGGCCUCCGGCUCAGCCGCCCACCUGCCCCGCCCCCUGGGGACCUUCAGUAUAGCUUCUUCUCCUCACCCAGCCUGGCCAACAGCAUCCGCAGCCCUGAGGAGCGGGCCACCCCCCACGCCAAGUCUGAGCGGUCCAGCCACCCCCUCUACGAGCCUGAGCCUGAGCCUAGGGACAGUCCCCAGCCCGGCCAAGGCCAUAGUCCCGGAGCCACGGCCGCGGCCACCGGUCUGCCACCAGAGCCCGAGCCAGACGGCCCUGAUUACUCAGAACUCGCUGACGCCGACAUCCUGAGUGAGCUGGCCUCCCUUACUUGCCCCGAGGCCCAGCUGCUGGAGGCCCAGGCCCUCGAGCCACCGUCGCCUGAGCCAGAGCCUCAGCUCCUAGACCCCCAGCCCCGCUUCCUGGACCCGCAGGCACUAGAGCCGCUCGGGGAAGCUUUGGAGCUGCCGCCCCUGCAACCUCUUGCUGAUCCUCUGGGGUUGCCGGGCCUGGCUCUACAGGCCCUAGAUACCCUGCCCGACUCCCUGGAGUCGCAGCUGCUCGACCCUCAGGCACUUGACCCCCUGCCCAAGUUGCUUGACGUCCCUAGCCGCCGUCUGGAGCCCCAGCAACCCCUGGGACCCUGCCCGCUGGCUGAGCCCUUGCGCCUGGACUUGUGCUCACCUCAUGGCCCUCCUGGGCCUGAGGGUCACCCCAAAUACGCCUUGCGGCGCACCGAUAGGCCAAAGAUCCUGUGUCGCCGACGGAAAGCCGGACGGGGACGCAAGGCAGACGCCGGCCCCGAGGGCCGUCUGCUGCCCCUGCCUGUGCCCACAGGGCUGGCGGCUGCCCUGGCUGAGCCCCCGCCCCCGCCCCCGCCCCCACCUCACGCCCUGCCCGGCCCAGGCCCAGUCCCAGAGCUGGAGUCCGAAUCCUCCCAGACCCCAGUGGUCCCUACCCGCAGAGGCAAGUGCCGGGGCGUGCGGCGCAUGGUGGUCAAGAUGGCCAAGAUCCCCGUGUCACUGGGCCGGCGGAACAAGACCACGUACAAGGUGUCGUCUUUGAGCAGCAGCCUGAGCGUGGAGGGCAAGGAGCUGGGCCUGCGCGUGUCCACAGAGCCCACCCCGCUGCUGAAGAUGAAGAACAAUGGGCGGAACGUGGUGGUGGUCUUCCCACCCGGCGAGAUGCCCAUCAUUCUCAAGCGGAAGCGCGGCCGCCCUCCUAAGAACCUGCUCCUGGGCCCCGGCAAGCCCAAGGAGCCAGCGGUGGUGGCGGCCGAGGCAGCCACUGUGGCGGCAGCCACCAUGGCCAUGCCGGAGGUGAAGAAACGGCGGCGGCGGAAGCAGAAGCUGGCAUCUCCCCAGCCGUCCUACGCAGCGGAUGCCAACGACAGCAAGGCCGAGUACUCAGACGUCCUCGCCAAGCUGGCCUUCCUGAACCGCCAGAGCCAGUGCGCUGGGCGGUGCUCACCGCCCCGCUGCUGGACACCCAGUGAGCCCGAGUCAGUGCACCAGGCGCCCGACACGCAGAGCAUCUCCCACUUCCUGCACCGUGUGCAGGGCUUCCGACGGCGAGGUGGCAAAGCAGGCGGUUUUGGUGGCCGGGGUGGGGGCCACGCGGCCAAGGCGGCCCGAUGCUCCUUCAGCGACUUCUUUGAGGGCAUCGGCAAGAAAAAGAAGGUGGUGGCCGUGGCAGCCGCUGGGGUCGGGGGCCCUGGCCUCGCUGAGUUGGGGCACCCACGCAAACGGGGCCGGGGGGAGGUAGACGCCGUGACUGGGAAGCCCAAACGCAAGAGGCGGUCCCGGAAGAACGGGACUCUGUUCCCGGAACAGGUGCCCAGCGGCCCAGGCUUUGGGGAGGCAGGCACCGAGUGGGCCGGGGACAAGGGUGGUGGCUGGGCCCCUCACCAUGGGCACCCAGGCGGGCAAGCUGGCCGAAACUGCGGGUUCCAGGGGACCGAGGCCCGGGCCUUUGCCUCCACUGGGCUAGAGAGCGGGGCUUCGGGCCGUGGCAGCUACUACAGCACAGCCGCACCUGCGGGCCAGACGGAGCUCAGCCAGGAGCGCCAGAACCUCUUCACCGGCUAUUUUCGCUCCCUGCUCGACUCGGAUGACUCCUCCGACCUCUUGGACUUUGCCCUCUCAGCCUCUCGCCCCGAGUCCCGGAAGGCAUCAGGCACCUACACAGGGCCCCCCAGCAGCGCCCUGCCCGCCCAGCGGGGCCUGGCCACCUUCCCCAGCCGGGGAGCCAAGGCCAGCCCGGUGGCGGUGGGCAGCAGCGGGGCUGGGGCGGACCCCUCCUUCCAGCCGGUUCUGUCCACUCGCCAGACCUUCCCGCCGGGCCGGGCAGCGAGCUAUGGGCUAACCCCCGGCACUUCAGACUGCCGGGCAGCCGAGACCUUCCCGAAGCUGGCUCCUCUGGCUUCUGCCGUGGCCCGCUCACCUACCACACACCCGCCUGCCAACACCUACCCCCCGCAGUACGGGGGCUACGGGGCUGGACAAAGUGUAUUCGCACCCGCUAAGCCCUUUACGGGCCAGGACUGCGCUAAUAGCAAGGACUGCAGCUUCGCCUACGGCAGUGGCAACAGCCUCCCUGCCUCACCCAGCAGCGCCCACAGCGCCGGCUACGCCCCACCGCCUACCGGUGGCCCCUGCCUGCCACCGAGCAAGGCAUCCUUCUUCAACAGCUCUGAGGGGGGCCCCUUCUCUGGUUCGGCCCCCACACCCCUGCGCUGUGACAGCCGGGCCAGCACGGUCUCACCCGGCGGCUACAUGGUACCCAAAGGCACCACAGCCUCUGCCACCUCUGCCGCGUCCUCGUCGUCCUCCUCCUUCCAGCCCUCGCCUGAGAACUGUCGGCAGUUUGCGGGGGCUUCUCAGUGGCCUUUCCGGCAGGGCUAUGGAGGCCUGGACUGGGCCUCGGAGGCCUUCAGUCAGCUCUACAAUCCUGGUUUCGACUGCCACGUCAGCGAGCCCAACGUGAUCCUGGACAUCUCCAACUACACGCCGCAGAAGGUGAAGCAGCAGACGGCUGUGUCCGAGACCUUCUCCGAGUCGUCCUCCGACAGCACCCAGUUCAAUCAGCCCGUCGGCGGCGGUUUCCGGCGUGCCAACAGCGAGGCCUCGAGCAGCGAGGGCCAGUCGAGCCUGUCCAGCCUGGAGAAGCUGAUGAUGGACUGGAACGAGGCAUCGUCCGCCCCCGGUUACAACUGGAACCAGAGCGUCCUCUUCCAGAGCAGCUCCAAGCCAGGCCGCGGACGGCGGAAGAAGGUGGACCUGUUCGAGGCCUCACAUCUGGGCUUCCCGUCAACCGCCUCGGCCAGCGCCGCGGGCUACCCAUCCAAACGGAGCACCGGGCCCCGGCAGCCUCGGGGCGGACGGGGUGGCGGGGCCUGCUCAGCCAAGAAGGAGCGGGGCGGUGCGGCGGCCAAAGCCAAGUUCAUCCCCAAGCCACAGCCGGUCAACCCGCUGUUCCAGGACAGCCCAGACCUCGGCCUGGACUACUACAGCGGGGACAGCAGCAUGUCACCACUGCCCUCGCAGUCGAGGGCCUUCAGCGUGGGCGAGCGAGAUCCCUGUGACUUCAUGGGACCCUACUCCAUGAACCCGUCCACGCCGUCGGACGGCACCUUCGGCCAAGGCUUCCACUGCGACUCGCCCAGCCUGGGUGCCCCUGAGCUGGAUGGCAAGCAUUUCCCGCCGCUGGCCCACCCGCCCACGGUGUUUGAUGCUGGCCUGCAGAAGGCCUACUCCCCCACCUGCUCCCCGACCCUGGGCUUCAAGGAAGAGCUGCGGCCGCCACCCACAAAGCUGGCUGCCUGUGAGCCCCUCAAGCAUGGGCUCCAGGGGGCCAGCCUGAGCCAUGCAGCUGCAGCCCAGGCCCACCUGAGCUGCCGGGACCUAACGCUGGGCCAGCCCCACUACGACUCCCCCAGCUGCAAGGGUACGGCCUAUUGGUACCCGCCAGGCUCGGCCGCCCGCAGCCCGCCCUAUGAAGGCAAGGUGGGUUCAGGGCUGCUGGCUGACUUCCUGGGCAGGACGGAGGCCGCGUGCCUCAGUGCCCCACACCUGGCUAGCCCACCGGCCACACCUAAGGCCGACAAGGAGCCACUGGAGAUGGCCCGGCCGCCCGGCCCACCCCGUGGCCCCGCUGCAGCUGCUGCUGGCUAUGGCUGCCCACUCCUUAGUGACUUGACCCUGUCCCCCGUGCCGAGGGACUCGCUGCUGCCCCUGCAGGAUACCGCCUACAGGUAUCCAGGCUUUAUGCCGCAGGCGCAUCCCGGCCUGGGUGGGGGCCCCAAGAGCGGCUUCCUGGGGCCCAUGGCGGAACCUCACCCUGAGGACACAUUCACCGUCACCUCCCUGUAGUGCCAACUGAAGUGCCGACUGGACCUCGAGGUUUUGUUCCUGGGUCCCGGGCAGGGACCACCUGAGUCCCAGGAAGCACUCACCACUUGAACUCUUGCAAGGGAGGGCGUUUGCAUCGCCCUGCGUGUGACCGAUGGAGGAAGAAGCAGGUUGGAUAAUUAUCCACCGAGGCCCAUCCAGGAUACUGACCCUGCCUGCUUCCUUGUCUCCCUGGGAGCUUCAUUUAGUUGAAGAUGCAGUCUGGCAAGGGCCGGGCUGAGGGUGUGGCCAGUAUGUCCUUUUCUGGUCUCCCAGGGUACCCCAAAGGCUAUUUUUCAACAGGGGUGUUGGGAUCUCCCUGUGCCUGGGGACCUGUAGCCAGCGGGUCUAUCCCCAGGCAGGAUGUUUCCUACCUAGAAAAAGCCAGUCCCUUUCCUGAAGCCAAAUGCUUUUCUUAAGAAUUCCAUUAGGGAACUACCUGGCAGUCCAGUGGUUAGGACUCCUCGUUUCCACUGCAGGGGGCGUGGGUUCGAUCCCGGUUUGGGGAACAAAGAUCCUGCGAUCCUGCAAGCCUCACUGCGCGGCCAAAAAAAAAAAAAAAAAAAUUCCGUUAAAUAUUGUUAGGUAUUCAGAUAUUGUUUUAUCAGGUACUGUCACCUCCUUGAGUUUUCUUAAUAUUUUGUGUUUAGGAAAAGGAAAAUAAAAGAGGGGAAAUGCCCCCAAAGUGGUAAAACGGGACAGAGUUGGAGGAAUCAUUUUCUUGAUGAACAACCUGCUCCAGAAAUGCAGCCAUAACUGGCCCAUGAGAUCCCAGUUUUGGAACAGACCUGUUACAAAAAUUGACCCAGACGUGGUGGGUGGUGAUGGAGUGGGCUGGGGACCUGUUUGAGCCCCUCACUUCCCCCCACCUCUGCUACUACUACAGCCUCCUGGGAGUGCCUUUUCCUGGAGAAUGAAUAGCAGGGCUCCUGGAAAGCCCCGUCCCUGCUCUGGGAAGGCUAUUCGAGGCCAGGGUGACUCAGGGUCCUGAAGUCAUGUCAGUGGAAACUUAUUACCCCCUCUCUGCCUGACCUCAGCUCCCUUGGUGCCUGAAGAUGGCAAAGGGCAGCACAUGGGAGUCAAGCGGCCUGGGGAAGGACUAUUCCCCAACUGGCCAACUUGCUACAUGCCCUUGACCAAGCUUUUGCCCCUCCUCCACCCACCCCCCGCCUCUGUUUCCCCGUCUGUUGAAGGCAGUUGACUUUGUUAAUCUCUUGGGCUCUUAAAACUCUGCAUGGCAUAGACAGUGGACCAGACUUUCUUGGGGGGCAGCAUAUUUUUCCUCCUAAUGAAACCAGACCGAGAUUUAAAUGGCCUUCCGUUCCCCAUGCACCUCAUUGCAAGCAGCAGAGCCGCAGAUCUGAAGCAGGCCAGGGAGAAGCUGCUUAGGGUUUAAAAUGUCAAACUCCUGAUCCUUCUCACUGGAGGGGAGAUGUCUCAUGGAUAAUCCAGACAUGUGAAAUAAUCAGAAGACCUUUCCUCCUGGGCUCUGGGUGGGAAAAUAAACGGGUGAGGGGGCUGGGUGUUUGGGCAGGUCACGGCUCAGUGAGAUACAUAAUGGAACCACCCAGUGAGGCCUGAACGCAGGAGGAACUGGGAUGCCAUCCAGCCCCACAUUCUGGCCCCGCUCCCCACUCAGAACUGGGAGUUGACAACACUGUCCUCAAACCGAUGCAUUCAGUUGUUCCAGAGACGUCUGUCCAGCACCCACUGCAUGCCAGGCACUGGGGACACAGCAGUGAACACCUCAAACGAGGUCCUGGUCCUCAGGGGGCUUCCAGUUUAGCGGGAAAGACAGUAAACAGGAUGACACAAAGCAUUUGGUAAUUAUCGCUGUAGGAAGGACUGUGCAAGAGGAGAAAAGCUAGGAGGCCAUGAGGGCUUGCAGCCAGUUGACCAGAUGCUGAGGCUGAUGCCUGAAAGAUGAGGGGGGUGUCAGCCAAAUGGGGAGUGGGAAGAGCAUUCUGGGCAGAGGGAACAGCAGUGGGUAAAGCCCUGAGGCAGGAAGCGGCUCAGCUUUGAGGAGCCGAUGGGAGGACAGCAACACUGAGUGAGGGGGUGAGGGGGCAGGGCCAGAUCAUGCAGGGCAUUGGAAGGAGUUUGAACUUUGUCCCAAGACAAAUGGGGAACCACUGAAGCGUUCUCAGCUGGAAUGUCCUGGGCCACAGUGGAGCAGGGCCGGUGUUGAAGGAGGGAGACCGGCUGCGGUAGCCCAGGCAAGCAGUGGUGGUGGCUUGGACCAUGGUGGUGGGAGGGCUGUCCCCCUUCUUCAUCCAAACACUCCCUCAUCCAGGAAACCCCCCCCCGCCCCCCGCCCAAGGACUGAUUACAAUCAUUGUGGGAGUGAAGAAGCCUUGGGGAUAUAGGGAAGGAGAACAGUGAGGAAAAAGAGUUAACAGAGGGAGUGUCACUGUCAACAGAGGGCUUAAGCAGGGAGGACAGUGACACACUCAUUCACCAACAGGCAGUGAGCCCUUUUGACCCUGGGCACAGGGGGAGCAGUCACUGAGCUUAGCCUCACAUCUUGAGCCCCUCCAUGCCCGUCCCGAUACCAGGCACAGGGAAGACAAAGCAGACGUGGCCCCUGUCCUCAGAGUGCCCAUCCACCCCAAAAAAGCUAAAACGAGCACACAGAGAGCCUCAAACACCUGGUGGGAAGUGGCAGGGAGAAGCAAAGCUCGUGCACCAGGAAGGUGGGCCAUGGGGUCAGAAGUCACCUCUCUGCCCCUUUGGUGAGGAAAGGGACAUAUAUUCGUGCUGGGCCCUUUGUGCAACACUGCCUCACUGACCCUUCACAGCAGCCUGGAAGGUGCGGUUCCUCACCCUCACCCCCCCAUCAGAGAGCUGAGGAAACAGGUACAGCUCUGAACCCUGCCCAGGGGAUCCAUAGGCAGUAAAUCAUGGCAGAGUCAUGAUUUGAACCCAGUACUGCACCCCCUGCCAGCCUGGAUGCUCUGCUCCCCCUCCACUCUGUGCCCCUGAUUCCCCAUCCGCAAAAUGACGGGUUGGUUGGAUGCUCCCUAGACGCUUUCUGGGUCUGACAUUUUAAAUGGAUUUUGAGGUUCUGUGAAAGAAGCUGCAUCUGAGCCCGUCCUUGAAGAAUAGGCAAGACUUGGACACACGGAGACGGAGACGGGGGGAAGGGCAUUCCAGGCCGAGGAAACCGUGAGCCAGGGCAGGUCACAUCCCAAUGUGAAUUAGAAGAAGAAAGCUUGGAGGAGCCAGAGUGGGGAAUGUGGGACCUCAAUGGUCUGGGAGCUGAGUUGAUGGGACA